Fusarium poae is the source of this 1335-nucleotide messenger RNA. RefSeq lists its product as uncharacterized. Lineage: Eukaryota; Fungi; Ascomycota; Sordariomycetes; Hypocreales; Nectriaceae. Gene Ontology annotation, molecular function: zinc ion binding; DNA-binding transcription factor activity, RNA polymerase II-specific. The record is from RefSeq and is a predicted model, not a curated record. The transcript has a single exon. The coding region runs from base 1 to 1335 and encodes 444 amino acids. Gene Ontology annotation, biological process: regulation of DNA-templated transcription.
AUGGGUGCCUCUGUACUCCAUCCGACCCAGCGACGCGUCUCUUGUGACCUCUGCAGAAAGAGCAAGUCUCGAUGUCAACGAAUCAGACCGACGGAUGAGAAAUGCGCGAAAUGUGCUAUGUUGGGUGCUGAGUGCACUGUAGGACAACAGAGAGUACCAGGGCGACCGCGACGGAAGCAGCCUGCUAAACGUUCGGCCACGACCAGCCAAUCUGUCAAUAAAUCGACCGUGUCGGUAUUUCCAGCUUCGGUUCAGCCAAACAAUCCCUUCAUAGAUGAUUGGAGUCUAUUUGAUACAGCUCAGAUUUUGUUUCCCACGCUUCACACUCCUGAGAAGCCUACUACAACAAUAAAAGAUGUAAAAGCGUCAUCAUGUUGUGUGGGGUUCAUCGACAUCUUCCAUCAGUCGGAUAGCUCGUGGACAACCGAUCUAGAGUACACAAGUACUCCAUUCUAUAACGAUCUGGAUAUCGUCACGGAGAUAUACAGAACCGACAUUACUCCAACUCCGACUUUCCCAUUUGCAAUUAGCAAUGACGCCUCGCUUUUAACUACACACUACCGACGCGACACCGAACCUAGGGAUUGCAUGGCCGAACUAUCCACAAUCAACCUGGGACUACACAGCCGUCUAGAAGCGAUAAGGAACAACAGAACAAUAAUCAAUUUUGACACGAUGAUCUCUCAACACGGUCCAUUGUUCACCGACGAUAUUACCCUAGUGGAUUAUAGCAUCAAGGUUGCUCAAGAGUUUUUGCUCGUCUUGAUAAAGCUCUACAAUGAACAACACUGCCCUGGAAUGCUACACACUUCACAAUCAAUGGAAUUGCUUUGUCCAUGUCGUCUAGCGUCACAGUUCCUAAAAGACCCAAAGAAUCUAUUUGAUGUUUCAUUACUACAACCGACCGUUACUGCAGAACCACUGGCUACGUCAAUUGCAUUGACCAUCACAAGUAUCUUUGUCCAACUCAUCACUAUCUUCGAACUCGUCCUCAACCACAUCGCCAUACGAGUCGAACGCCUAACUAUCAAUCCCACAGAAUCUGUCCCGGUUCUUAUAGUCUGUGGGAGAUUACAACAGAUGCCUUGUGUUCAGGGUGUGGUCUUUUGUGAAGGUUCAGUCAACUUGAUUGGGAAUAUUGAGCGUGUCUUGGGUGUUGGGAGGAUGCUGGACGGUAAAGAGGUUGGUUUGUUAUCACCAAGGCAGAUUGACGUUCUUCGAGGAGAAAUGGAUGAAAGAUGUAGUGUUGGUGCUGGUCACACUGUGAUGGCGCCUGCUACGUUGCGGAAGCUUUUUGGAAAGGUCGCGGGUAUACUGAGGCGUAUCAGACGGUAG